Messenger RNA from Tilletiopsis washingtonensis, 1247 nucleotides. RefSeq lists its product as hypothetical. Bases 1 to 1113 code for a protein of 370 amino acids. Gene Ontology annotation, molecular function: D-mannose binding. Gene Ontology annotation, cellular component: endoplasmic reticulum-Golgi intermediate compartment; Golgi membrane; endoplasmic reticulum membrane. The transcript has 9 exons. Gene Ontology annotation, biological process: endoplasmic reticulum organization; Golgi organization; endoplasmic reticulum to Golgi vesicle-mediated transport. The record is from RefSeq and is a predicted model, not a curated record. NCBI's taxonomy places the organism in Eukaryota, Fungi, Basidiomycota, Exobasidiomycetes, Entylomatales.
AUGUCGCGCGUCGUCUGCCAUGCGCUGGCAGUGGCGCUGGCGCUCCUCGUCGCGGCGCCGCUCAGCGUCGUCGCGCAGGUCGCGGCGCAGAACCGCCUGCUGAAGAGCGACGCCAUCGUGCCGCUGCGCUCGCACUCGCUCUACGCGCCCUACGUGGACUCCAACUUGCAGAACAAGUUCUGGGACUUUGGCGGCGACGCCUACGUCGACACGAACAAGCACAUCCGCCUGACGCAGGAUCGGGGCAGCCAGGCGGGAUGGCUGUGGACGCGCUCGGAGAUCCAGCCGGAGAACUACGAGAUCCAAGUCGAGUUCAGCAUCGACGGCAAGGCUGCGGGCCACAAGCCGUACGGCGAUGGCUUCGCGAUGUGGCUCACGACGGAGCGCGCGCAGCCCGGCCCGGUGUUCGGCUCGAAGGACUACUUCACCGGCCUGGGCAUCAUGUUUGACACGUUCGCCAACUCGAGACAUCCCUACACUUUCCCGCGCGUUCUCGCCAUCAACGGCAACGGCAUCGAGCGGUAUAACGUCGGCAAGGACGGCGCGCCGCAGGAGGUGGCUGGCUGCUCCGUGUCCAUCAGGCGCGCGGCCGUCGCGACGAAGGCGAGACUCACUUAUGUGAAGGACGUGUUCCUCGAGCUUGCCCUGCACUACAACGAGUGGGACGACUGGGACACGUGCUUCAAGCUGGACAACGUCACGAUUCCAGCUCGGCCGUACCUCGGCUUCUCGGCCGCGACGGGCGACGUGAGCGACAACCACGACAUUGUCUCCGUGUCGACGAGCAACAUCAUCUACAAGGAGCGCACGGCCGCCGAGAAGAAGGCACACCGCCUCGAGCACUUCCCGCCCGGCGGCGCGGCCAAGGCCGGCGAGAAGAAGAAGUCCGGCGGCUGGUUCUCGAAGAAGAAGAAGCAGGCCGACAGCGGCACGCCCAGCAGCGGCACGAACCGCGACACGCCGAGCGGGCCGGGCUUCUUCGCAGGCUUCUUCUCGGGGCUGUUCAGCCUCAUCUGGUUCGUGCUCAAGUGGGCGUCUGUGCUGGGCGUCAUCGCGGGCGCGGCAUACGGCUACUUCCGGUGGCAGAAGAAGAAGGACGCCAAGCGGUUCUAAGGGACUCCCAUCUGCAGCGUCCGCCGCUACGACAGCUCGCGCGUGGACCCCGCAGUCUGUUGCAAAAUGCUAAAUGUGCAGAGACGCUGAUGAUACAUGUGGGGUGGCGGCGAUGCGGACAUCAGGGGCGGUUG